This is a messenger RNA of Seminavis robusta, 1870 nucleotides long. The record is from the annotation of a GenBank genome assembly. NCBI's taxonomy places the organism in Eukaryota, Bacillariophyta, Bacillariophyceae, Naviculales, Naviculaceae.
AAAACUGCCUCAGUAGCCUGGCUUAAAGGAACAGGAUACUGGACCCAUGGAGUCAACCUAGGUGAAGCCAUACGACAGGACCCUCUCUACAAGCUCAAGGAGUCCAAGGACAACCAGCAAUACCCCAUUGAACUGAUCUACCAACGAAUACAGACAGAGCAGAACAAACGGUGGGACCCAACUGGCACCAACCCCAUGGCGGUACAUGUACACUGUGCUGAAGAACACUAUGACCAAGUGCUCUCCCUUCUCUCCAAUAUCUAUGCCCCAGGACGCCGAUCUGGAUACCCCCAACACAAGAAACUCCAAGUGGUACCUGACCGCGGAUCCCACAAGUACUUGGCCACCCAGGAUGCAACACUGGACCAGGUCUUCACCUCCCUGGUAGACAAACAGUUUGUUAUAGUUGACAACAUCCAAGUCAUCUACAUCGAGAAUGUUGUUGGGAACCCAGGACCCCUCUCACCACAGGACCCAUCCACAUUGUACCUAGCAGUGACAUCUAUGGUUGAUAGCAACUCCAACAGGCCCAAACAGCCUGUUUUCAUUGGCCUCGACCAGUCCACUAAGGAUCCAUCCAUCUGGCUGCUACCUGUCGACAAGUAUCGGUAUGCUGAAGCCCUAGCCUUGUCUCAGAGGUUUGGACACGCCACGACAAAACACUGGGGACCAAGUGCCUGGAAUUGGUUCACACCCUCCUUCAGACAGAAGCAGGAAGAUGCCUUCAAGUACAACCCUGAGACAGAAGUGUUUGAAACCAGGGCUGACCGCCACCUGAAACGCCUGGCAAACACCAAACAGUUCAAACGAGAAUUUGAGGUGGUGGACAAUCUGGAUUUUGUUACCGAGUGCCAAAUUGCCAGCAUCCAUUUCAGGGUUCCCGGGGCAUUCAGAGAACGCUCUGCUGCAGAUGGAGUGGCCCUGGAUCCAUCAGAGGCAUCCUCCAUUGGCACCACUGCUGACGGGGACCGUCUAGACAUAUCCACCCUCAAUUCAGGCUUCCAAUCAGGUGACUACGCGGCCAUGUGGUCUGAAGAAGAAAGUGAAGAGUCAGAAUCGAUGACACUGGAAGACGAGGAAAACAACGAGGAAGAUGAACCACCACAAGAUGGACCAUCUGUCUUUCUCAUGGAAACUGAUGCAGAUAGGAUACACACUGGGGACAUGCAAGUCAACCUCAGCCCUGAGGUGGACGCCCUCGUGGAAACAAGAUUCAAGAUUAUAUGGGAACGGGUAAUUCAACAGGAUCAAUGGACAUUGUGGGAACGAGAGGACAAUCUCCUGUACUUGAAGGCCUUCCUCACCCACAAAGUUGGAGGACAGAAUUUGGCCGGGGCCACUGCCAUCCUGGACCACUUCGAGGCCCACAAGACGCCAGUGCAGACAAUCCUUCACCUCACCAGCUGGGAAUUGGCCAAGCUCAUGUACGUGGAGGGAAGCCAAACCUGCUUCAUCCCUAUCAGUUCCUCCAAGUACUCCAAUGACCUCUAUUUCCAAGUCAAAACCCAGAUCAAUCAAUCAUGGCUGGGACAACACCCAUGCAAUCCUAGUCCUGCCACUUUCCCUGGAUUCCUACAGCUCUUACCUCUGAUGUCCCACUCACAAGGAACCAUUGGAGUCAACCUCUGGAACAAGGCCCUCUUUUCCAGACAAGUGUCUGAUUUUCAGACCUUCUAUAAUCAUGUCCACACCUGGUGGCUCAACCAUAUCAAUGACACUGCAGACUUUGCAUUCACCAAGAGAGUUGUCCAACAAAGGCUGGUGGACAGAACCAAAUAGUUGUUGGGGAAAGGAUUCAUGCCCAAUACAGUGAAAAGCAUGAAUCCACGGGUACAGCAGGAGGCCACUGUCCAGAUAGAGCCUCCCAUGG